Messenger RNA from Gavia stellata (red-throated loon), 1464 nucleotides. It is a transcript of the gene PYGO2, whose product is annotated as pygopus family PHD finger 2. The transcript is spliced from 2 exons. The coding region runs from base 1 to 1410 and encodes 469 amino acids. Gene Ontology annotation, biological process: kidney development; spermatid nucleus differentiation. NCBI's taxonomy places the organism in Eukaryota, Metazoa, Chordata, Aves, Gaviiformes, Gaviidae. The record is from RefSeq and is a predicted model, not a curated record.
AUGGCGGCCCCGCACGCAGAGAAGCUGGAGGGAGGCGUCCCGGCCCCGCCGCCCCCGCCGGGGCCCCCGCACCCCGCGGGCAGCGCCGCCGCCGGUGGGCCCGGCCGGAAGCAGGGGAAGGCAGGUGAGCGCGGGCGGCCGGGCCGGGUCGGACCGGGCCGGCGGGGUGGGGGGGCCCCGGCCCCGGCCCCGGCCCCGGCCCCGGCCCCGGCCCCGGCCCCGGCCCCGGCCCCGGCCCCGGCUGACGCGGCCCCGCUUGUCCCCGCAGGGCUGCAGAUGAAGAGCCCCGAGAAGAAGCGGCGCAAGUCCAACACGCAGGGCCCCGCCUAUUCCCACCUCUCGGAGUUCGCCCCACCGCCCACCCCCAUGGUGGACCACCUGGUGGCCUCCAACCCCUUCGAGGAUGACUUCGGGGCCCCCAAGGUGGGGGCGGCCCCCGCCCCUUUCCUCGGUAGCCCCGUACCCUUCGGCGGCUUCCGCGUCCAGGGGGGGAUGUCGCCGCAGGUGCCCCCCGGCUACGGCGGGGGUCCCCAGCCCCUGCGGAGGCAGCCCCCCCCCUUCGCCCCCGGGCAGAUGGGCCCGGCUUUCGGUAUGCCCCCCCAGAACCCCAACUACGUCCAGCCCGGGGGCAUGAGCUUCCCCGGGCAGCCCUUCGGGCAGCCCCUCGGACAGAACUUCAGCCCCCCCACGGGGCAGCUCAUGCAGGGGCCCGUCGGGGGCUUCGGGCCCAUGAUCUCCCCCACCAUGGGGCAGCCCCCCCGAGGGGACAUGGGCCCCGGGCCGGCCCUCAACCCCCCCGGGGGGCCAGCGGUGGCUCAGCGCUUCAGUCAGCCCGGCAACCUCUUUGGACAGUCGCCCCUGCAGCGCCCCGGGCAGAACAUGCCCCCCUUGCCCCCCACCGCCAGCCCCUUCCCCGGGGCUGACCCCGGCUUCCCCGCCGGCGGCGAGGAGGGGGGCAAGAACCUCAACCCCCCCCCCAGCACCUUCGCCCAGGAGCCGCACUCCGGCUCCCCCGCCGCCACCGCCGCCGCCGUCAACGGGGCGCAGCCCGGCUUCGCCCCCAACAGCGCCGGUCGCGGGGCCGGCACCCCCGAAACCAACAGCCUCCCGCCGCCUCCCCCCGGUAAAGCGGCCGGCGGUUCGGGUCACCAGCCGCCGCCGGGGCUGGUGUACCCCUGCGGGGCUUGCCGCAACGAGGUGAACGACGACCAGGAUGCCAUCUUGUGCGAAGCCUCGUGCCAGAAGUGGUUCCACCGGGAGUGCACGGGGAUGACGGAGAACGCCUACGGGCUGCUGACCACCGAGGCCUCCGCCGUCUGGGCCUGCGACUUCUGCCUGAAGACCAAGGAGAUCCAGUCGGUCUACGUCCGGGAGGGCCUGGGACAGCUGGUAGCCGCCAACGACGGCUGAGCCGCCCUGCCGCCGCCGCGGCCAGCUUCCCCCGCCGGUUUAGGACCAAACCCC